CGCCCUUUUGUUUUGAAAGAGGGAAAUUUAAAUUUCUACGGCUAAUCAGAAGUAAACACAAACAGCCGGAAUAAAUCCUCGCGAAAACGACACGAAAAUGUCCGCAGUCUGACAUUUGUCACCCCUGAAUGUAAAGGUCGCAUCACACCAACAUGAAGAAGAAAGCGAGGAUGACGCAUGUCGCAGGAGCCGGCAGCAACAAGGAGGAGUGCUGUGCGCUCUGCAGGCUCAGCGAUGAUGACCCGGUCAUGUUUGGGGAGAAAGUCACUCUCAAGGAGCACAAAUUCUCUGUCCACUACUUCUGUUUGCUGACGUCUUGUGGAGUUUACCAGCGUGGAGAAGAGGGCGAGGGCGUCUUUGGUUUCCUGGUGGACGACAUCAAACAGGAGUGCCGCCGGUCGGCUCGACUGACGUGUAGCUUCUGUAAGGGGAAGGGAGCGUGUGUCGGCUGCUACGUCAGAAGCUGCAGGAAGGUGGCUCACUUUCCCUGCGCCAGGAAAAACCAGUUCGUCUCUCAGUUCACUGGACUCUUCCCGUCGUACUGUCCGGAUCACAGUCCCACUCAGUCUCUAUGUGUGAGUUCAGACCUCAGUCUGCCUCAGUCCUGCUCCAUCUGUUUGGACUCCAUCGAUCCCGUCCUCAGCUACUCCGUCCUCAAAUGUCCGUCCUGCCACGCCAGCUGGUUCCACAGGGACUGUGUGCAGCAUCAGGCCCACAACGCUGGCCUCUUCUUCUUCAGAUGUACUCUCUGUAACAACAAGGAGAGCUUCCAGGAGGAGAUGCUGAGGAUGGGAAUCUACAUCCCAGAGAGAGAUGCCUCAUGGGAGUUGGAGGCAAACGCUUAUUCAGAGCUGCUGGAGGUUUACAGUCGCUGUGAUGCUCUCAACUGCGUCUGCAACGACGGACGGAUGCACUCUGCCAAGAGCGGCUGGUUUGAGGUGAUUCGCUGCCGGCUGUGUGGCUCCAGAGGGACUCACAGGAAAUGUUCGGGGCUGAAGGUGGACACCAGGGACUGGGCCUGCAACGACUGCACGCAGGCUACUGACGGGAAAGCCUCCCUCGUUGCGUCUCCUCAGGGAGGUCAGAGGAGGAGUCUGCUGUCCAAACGCUACCUGUCACCCAUCCGCUCCUCCAUCAGCUGUAAGAGACCGUCGUUACCUGUUAGAUCUGAAUCACCUGAGGAGAUCCUGCAGGCGUUGCGCCCUCAGCUCCGUCCCGACAGUGUGCAGGUGGAGGUGGACGGGGAUCAGGCUCUGUCUGCGGGUUUAGAGCUGGUGAGGAGGGCCGACUUUGACCCCACACACACUCUGUCUGUCAGGUUUAACGAUGACCAGCAGACCACAUUUCCCAGCAGCCUCCAGGACAGUGACACAGCCAGGCAGUACUUCCUGAAGCUGCUGGUGCAGCAGAUCCAGGACUGUGUAGUGUUUGAGGGUCCAGAUGGAUCCAAAAACAUGGCGCUGGACUCUCAGGCUCUGAGAGAGGACCUGUACUUUGACGUCGGCUGCCUGCUGGCUCUGUCUCUGGCUCACGGCGGCCCUCCUGUCGGCUUCUUCUCUCGCGCUCUCUACCAGUGUCUGUUCAACUACCCAGCCAACCGGCCGCUCGCCAUCACUCACAUGACCCCCGACACGCACUUCACCCACAGAGUCAGCAGGAUCGCAGAGGCGCAGUCUUUAGACGACCUGAGAGGAGUGAUGGCGGCGAGCUGGGAGUACCUGGAGCUGGCUGGCUGCAACCGACCAAUCAGCAGCCUGGAGGAGAGAGAGGCUCUGGUGGAGGAUCUGGUCAGCUUCACUAUGAUCACCAGGAUGCAGCUGCCACUGCAGAGGUUUCGGGAGGGCCUGCAGACUCUGGGCGUCUUCGAUCAGGUUCAGCUCUUCCCGUCGUUGUUCUGCGGUGUUUUCUGUGAGGCGGCGGAUCGGCUCACGGCUCAGACGGUCGGUCAGAUCUUCACCGUGAACUUCUCUCAGCAGGAGGAGAGACUGAGCAGAGAGACACCCGUCAUCAGCUUCUGGAGACACUUCCUGCGGGAGUGUGAAGUUGGGAGGAGCUCCAUCUCCCUGCAGGACCUUCUUCAUUUUGCCACAGGAGCUGAGGAGCUCCCUGCAGCCGGCCUUCUCCCUUCUCCCUCCAUCUCCUUCCUCCACCCUGUAGAGGAGAGAGAAGAAGAGAGGGAGGGAGUCAGAACAAGGAGGGACGAGGGGCUCUUUCCUCAGUGUGUGCCCAGCUCCAGACACCUCCUCCUGCCUGUUUCCUCCUCAUACCAGGCCUUCAAAAGCUCCAUGGAGCAGGCUGUCAGCCACCAUGUGCACCUCCUCCCCACAGAGAGUUAGUGCAGGAGGAGGAGGAGGAGGAGGAGGAGGAGGAGAGGUGUUUUAGAGAUUGUGGCUGCCUGUUAAUCUUUCUGUUCUCAUGCAGCACAUUUACAGUUUAAAGCUUUUCUCAUCUUACUCACUAAUGAAGCUGAAAGCGGCCAAAGCAAACCUCAUCCCUUUUAAAGGUCCAGUGUGAAGGAUUCAGGGGGAUUUAUUGGCAGAAAUAUAAUAAGUAUGUUUUCUUUAGUGUAUAAUCACCUGAAAAUAAGGAUUGUUGUGUUUUUGUUACCUUAGAAUGAGCCGUUUAUAUCUACAUAAGGAGCAGGUCCUCAUCUACCGAGUCUGCCGUGUUGCACUGCCAUGAUUCUUCUAAGGUUGGGCGUGAGUGCUUGUUUGGACGUCAGUAUUCGCUCAAAGUAUAGAAUACUAGCUGCCGCCCCUCCCACAUUUGAACAUGACUUUUAUAUACAUAUAUAUUUUAGUAUUUAAAAUGGGUAUGAACUUAUUUUAAUGUAGAGCUGCGAGCAGUGUUUUGCUUCGCUCAGCGUCUCUUUGCCCCGCUAUCGCUCUCUCUCUGACUCUGGUGAGAGUCUGCCUGCACACACACACACACACGUGCACACACACACACAGAAUGUCAGGGCUGAAGGCUGAUUUAUACUUGUGCAUCAGCUCUAUGCAGAGCCUACGCCAUUAUGAGCAUUUAUACUGCAGUGGUGUGUCUGUGUCACUCUGCAGUUACACCUCCAAAACACUAGUCGGCGACACAGGUUUCUGUGAAGUGCACACACAAUAAACACACAAACACACAUUAAACACGCAUUAAACACAAACACACAUUAAACACACAUUAAACACACAUUUAACACGCAUUAAACACACAAACACACAUUAAACACAAAUAUUAAACACGCAUUAAACACAUUUAACGCGCAUUAAACACACAAACACACAUUAAACAAACAUUAAACACAAACAUUAAACACACAUUUAACACACAUUAAACACACAAACACAUUAAACACGCAUUAAACACACAAACACACAUUAAACACAAACAUUAAACACGCAUUGAACACACAUUUAACACACAUUAAACACGCAUUAAAUACACAAACAUUAAACACGUAUUAAACACACAAACACACAUUAAACAAACAUUAAACACAAAUUUAACACACAUUAAACACACAAACACAUUAAACACGCAUUAAACACACAAACACACAUUAAACACAAACAUUAAACACGCAUUGAACACACAUUUAACACACAUUAAACACGCAUUAAAUACACAAACAUUAAACACGUAUUAAACACACAAACACACAUUAAACACAUUAAACAUGGCUUAAUAGAGACAGUUUCAAACACAAAUCAGCUUCACUAUAACUCGCAGCAUUCACAGACAAACACUUGUCUUAAACUAAACACAUUUUCCCCUCAAAUACAACAUGCUAACGUUAUUAGCACAAGCCUAUGGCAUUUUACAUUGUAUAAAUUAGCCUGGCAGCUAGCAGAGAUUUCCUCUGCUCAUAUGAAGCCAGGAUAAAUCACACAAAAGACUUAAAAUACUAUUUUUGUGGAGGCUUUAUUGUCUCCACAAUUUGUUUCUUAUCUGUGAAAUAAAAAAAGGCUAAAUAAAAGCUUUGGUUUGAGCUUACAAAAUAGACAGGAGGUCUGCGUCACUGCGACAUGUAGUUACAUUUCUAGGGAUGUGCACGUAAGGCUACGGCGUAGACUCUGCAGAAGUAUAAAUCCAGCUUUCCCAUUGGCACCACACAGCUAACGUUACCCAACGGUUAUUAACGGGUUUAACGACAGAGUCGAGCUGUUUUGGUGUCGGUGUGAGUUUGUUGGGACUGUUAAAUUCCUUGGUGUUGAAUGUUAGCGGCUGCUGCUAUCAAUUGGUUUAAUGGACAAACCGAAGCCUGGUUGUUCGAUCAAUUAAUUUAAAAUUGUACUGAUUUUCCAUUGUGCGCCAAUCUACAUUCCUUUUGCAUCAGCCAGUAUAAUAAGAAGUUUUUCCACAACAGGCAGCUACAGAGAAACACUGAUUUUUAAUGGGAAACUUCAUUAUUCAGUGUUCUUACCGGUUAAAAUGAGACGGUCUGUUAGUUUUCGGGAGAAAGAGACCUCUGUGGAUAAUUCAGCUCCAGGUUAAAACUUCCUGAACUAUGAACACUGACUAACCAGGAGAAGUUUCAGCUGGUUGCAGUCUGCAGUCCUCACCACUAGAUGCCACUAAAUCCCCCUAAAUCUAACACACUGUUCCUUUAAACUCAACUGCAGGUAACAACACAGAAGUAUUAAAUUUGCCUUUUUAAAACUUUGACAUUUUUUCUGCUCUUUUCUUAAACAUCCAGCUCUGAUGUGGUGAUAAUGAAAUUAUCGUCACAUCAAGUUUUGUAAAUUGCAUGUUUACUAGUUCAAAAACGGUGGUGCUGAUUUUUUUUUUAUAACUUUGCCUUUAGAGCUGCUUUUGAAUCAGUCUUAUUUUUAUUGUACAUACUUUCUUCUAAAGCAUUACAUGCUGCUUGUUCUUGAUGAGAUUUUCUGUUUGUGCUCGUUUGUCAUGUUGUCGUCUUUUUAUUUUCAAUUCUUCUGGAAACGACGUGUGAAAAGCUCGCGCUGAUCAGAUUCUGAGUAAUAACGUCAGUGUUUGUCUUCUCAUGUCGUGUGAUCUGUCAGACUUUGCCGAUCAGGGUUUCACAUAACGUGACAUUUGAUGUGCCCUGCCUCUGAGUGAAGAGGGGGCGCUGCACAGGCGGAAACAAAACCUGCUGCCUCCUGAUUGGCACAAAUACAUCGUUUGACCGAUUUCCCAUCUUAUUAAAGAUGUUCAAAUGUUUUCUGAUCUCUGUAAAGGCCAAACAUCACUUCUCAACUUAACCAAGGUUAUGUUUGAAAAAUAAAAACAACUAAAGGUAAAACUACAGGAAGCCCACAGUUUGUACCAUAAAACUAAAUUUAUUUUCAGUAACUUGUUAAUUGAUUAUCACCUCAGCUGUUAGUGGUAAUAACCAAAUACCAAAGAGAGGCCACCCCUGUAUUUUCACUUUAAUUGAAAUGGUUAUAAAAAAUAAUAAGGCACCUUUUCAGAGAGAAAUAAAUGAAUGUUUCUGAUUUUAUUUGGGUAAUUGUAAGGAUUGUUAAAAUCCCAUUAAAACAUGUAAUUAUAUCAUAAUUAUCAGGUAAAUUAAAAGAGAUUUAAAGUAAAAAUGAAGAGAUGCAAUGGAAAAUCUGAGCAAACAUGUUGUUGCUGUUACACAUUUACACACACAUUUAGUCUUUACUGUAAAACUACAGGAUCAGUUGUAAUUUGGAUUCAUUCUUUUAAUAUCAGUCAUUGUCUCGUAUCAGUCGGUGGAUUUCUGACGUUGAACUUUAAUUUUUCUGUCCCUCUCUUUAAUUCUGUUGUGAUCUAUCAGUGUUGUGUUUGCUGCAUUUUUUUUUUUUUGCAUGUUUUACAAGUAUGACUUUUCUUUGUCUUUGUUUGGAUCAUAAAUACAGAAACAAACUG
This is a messenger RNA of Epinephelus moara (kelp grouper), 5841 nucleotides long. RefSeq names its product G2/M-phase specific E3 ubiquitin protein ligase (gene g2e3). Gene Ontology annotation, cellular component: nucleus. The record is from RefSeq and is a predicted model, not a curated record. NCBI's taxonomy places the organism in Eukaryota, Metazoa, Chordata, Actinopteri, Perciformes, Serranidae. The coding region runs from base 153 to 2336 and encodes 727 amino acids. The transcript is spliced from 17 exons. Gene Ontology annotation, molecular function: ubiquitin-protein transferase activity.